Messenger RNA from Pseudophryne corroboree (corroboree frog), 2062 nucleotides. It is a transcript of the gene SUMO3, whose product is annotated as small ubiquitin like modifier 3. NCBI's taxonomy places the organism in Eukaryota, Metazoa, Chordata, Amphibia, Anura, Myobatrachidae. The coding region runs from base 235 to 546 and encodes 103 amino acids. Gene Ontology annotation, biological process: protein sumoylation. The transcript is spliced from 5 exons. Gene Ontology annotation, cellular component: nucleus. Gene Ontology annotation, molecular function: protein tag activity; ubiquitin-like protein ligase binding. The record is from RefSeq and is a predicted model, not a curated record.
GGGGAGAAGGGACGCCGGCGCGCGCCCUCGUCGCGGAGGCGCGCCCGGAGACGCCACGUGACCCCGCGGGACGAAUGGCGUGGCGCGGCUGUAGACGGUGCGCGCGCACGAGGUGAGUGUGAGGGAGAGGAGCCCCAGCGGCGAGAGGAAAAAGAGCGGGAGAGAGAGAGAGAGACGCAGCCGCCGCCAUGUCUGAGGAGAAGCCCAAGACAAUGAUGAAUCAGCUAAGCCUGGAUGGCGUACCCCACUCACAAUGGACAAGAUAGAACUCCGCACAUAAAGGAAGGUGUCAAGACAGAGAAUGACCACAUCAACCUUAAAGUGGCGGGACAGGAUGGCUCUGUGGUCCAGUUCAAAAUCAAGCGACACACUCCUCUCAGCAAGCUAAUGAAAGCAUACUGCGACAGACAGGGCUUGGCAAUGAGACAGAUACGGUUCAGGUUUGAUGGUCAGCCUAUUAAUGAAACAGACACCCCUGCACAGUUGGAGAUGGAAGAUGAAGAUACUAUCGAUGUGUUUCAACAACAGACAGGCGGCAUGUGCUAAGCAAGUUCUCCCACUAAUAUGGAAGGAGCCCCAAAGCCUUCACGCACCCAACUUCCCACCUCUGCCCUCCGUUCAAUGACAUGCUAAUUACUCAUUUUUGGAAGCGUUAGUGGACUCUUCAGAAUUUUUUUAUUCUGAUUUAAUUACUUUGUGUUUUUGUUUUUUUUUGCCCUACCUACAAGCGUUGGAAGUUCUGUUGCUUAGAGGGCUAAUAUCAAGAAUCAUCUCCUACAUAAAGUGGCUUUGUUUCUUGUAUUUUAUUAUAUUGUGUGGCACUGUUUCUUUGUUUUUGUUUUUUUCUGCAGUCUUUCUUACCAAGUUUUCAGAUGUGUCCCAUGUGUAAAUAGUUGCGUGAUAGAGUGACUUUCUGUACCUGUGCACUCUUCAGUCAUAGAACAGAUUAGUCUGCCCACAAAGACACCUUGAAAGGACGUUAGUUUGGGACGAGGGUUAUGGAACCGUGGGGAGAGAAAAAAUGCGCUUUUAUUUACUUAAAUCGAUGGGUGUCAAAUGAGUUAUUGAAGAUAACACUUCAUAGGCUGUAUGAGACCUUCAUAUUGACGCAGUUUUAGGAACAAUUGAUGUUUCAGUUAACGUUCUUUAUCUGACCUGUUGAUUGAAGCGCCCAGCCUGCUCUCUUCUUGAUCAGUUAGCGGCGCAAAUGUUAUACUGCCAAUGAUUAUGACGGAUGUUUAAAACCAUGUCUCUCCAUUGUUGAUGUAAUUAAAUUGGCCCUACCUUAUCCAGAUUGUUUCUGGUCUUUUAAUGCAGCACUCAAGUUGUUUGUUAAAAUAACCUGUCUUUUUCAAGUGGACCUGCUGCUAUACAAAACCAGUAUGCUAUUUAAGUUCCUUUUGUCUUAAAUAUACAAGCCAGGGUGAAGAAUGGUAGCAGCUGGAGCUUUUGUGUCCUAAGAGAGAUGUAGUUAACAUUGUACCCCCAUCUGUAUAGUAGUAGUAGUAUGCAAUUUUUUUAUUUUUAUUUUUGAAUGCUCUGUUUUAAAAUAUCCUGAUCAAACCUGUUCCUGAUGCAUAACCAUUUGUGUGCUUGAAACUAUUUCCCCUAUCUAAGUGGCAUUUAGUAAUACAGAACUGCAAAGCUGUUGUCGUAUUCCAAUGUGUUAAUGAUCUCCAAGGGCCAAAUAUUAGUCGGUGAGUUUCUAGAAGUCCAGAGAUUUCGGCAAGUUAUGUCUGAUUUUUAAAACAAACUAUUGUUUUUUUUACUAAGGCCUAAACCAAGCUGCUUUUGCCUUUUUAAUAUACAUUUCUGUGUUAAAACGGACUUCUAACUUCCCGAAAAUCCCAGCACUUCCAAAAAUACGCUGCCAUUUCUAUUUGAUCCCAUGUAUGUUUUCAGUUGCAGUACUUCUUCCUUUCAGUACCAAGAGUGACAUGCCAGCUGAUUAAUUAUAACUGUUCCUUCCUGAUAGGAUUCUAGUUGGUAAUGUUCAUUAUUUUUUUUCUUCAUCUGCUGGAUACAUUUUAUUUCGGCUACAAAAUAAAGAUACAUAAAUGUA